CAUAAAAAAUUAACACUUGGCAAAGAUGUAGAUGGUGGAGCCUCGUUUUUCGCUCUUGCUUUCAGUUGUACUUUUUUGACAUAAUUCCGACGCUUGUGCAUCAACUUGCUACGCUUAUAGGUAUCUGAUAUCUUUUCCAAUCGCAGCUGCGAUGUGAUAGUAUCUUUUUGAGACUACAUGUUGUUUUUCAAGUGGUACUUACUCAUUUUCGCAAUGGCGCAAGUCCAAGUGACAGAACAAAUAUAAAAAGCAGUUCUUCAUCUCUGAGGCACAGGACCACCGUCGCAGUAAGUGUUAGGAUAAGGAUUGCAGCAGCACUACGUUCUAACAAACGAGCAAGAUGGACGUUCUCGAGGAGUGUACCCAGGAGCUGCGGGAUAUGGCCGAGGAGCGGGACUGGAACCAGUUUCACACGCCGCGGAAUAUCCUCCUGGCCCUGGUCGGCGAGGUGGGCGAACUGGCGGAGCUGUUUCAGUGGCGGACGGACUUCACCUGCCAACGAAACCUCCCGGAGUGGAGCGACAAAGACCGUCAGAAGGUGCGGGACGAGGUGGCGGACGUGUUUGCGUACGUGGUCCGCUUUGCGGACUUGUGCGGCAUUAACCUGUUGGCUGCGUUUCGAGAAAAGAUGGUCAAGAACCGGGCGAAGUAUCCGGUCGAGUUGUGCUAUCCACAGUAAAUUUCCCGUACACGUACACAUGCGGUCUCUGCAUGAGAAAACUUGGCUUCGAUCCUAGUUUAAUAGCAUGGCAAGUUUUACGCUUCAAAUUGGUGAAAUUUGUGAUGCAUGUUGUACAUGUACGGGAAAUUUUUUGUAUUGCAUAUGUGCUACGGUAAAAGCACCAAGUACAACGAACUGGAGGCUGCCGAGCGACGGGUAGAUAGAUCACCGUCUGUUCUUGUCGAAAAUCAAGCACUACAACCCCACACAGGAAUAGGGCUUAAGCUUAUAGUACCUCCGUCGAAAAAUGAUAAUUAUACGACGAGCCCUGCUGGCGUGCCAAACCCGCAAUCGAAUGUGGCUGCUUCGUCCAGACAGCCCCCGAAACCCCCUACGGUGCAAAAACGGAAAAAUAAUCUGGAAUCAAACAAUUUCGGCGCACACCAGCUCGGCGGCGCCAUGGCUAUUCCAACAACAUCAGGAUCACCAGCAGCGAGUAGUGGCAAAAUAAAUGGGACGAAUACCAACCCGAAUAAAAGCAUUACGUUCGAAGACAUUUGCGCCACCAAAUCCGCAAACAGGUCAAGCAACGUCAAUGCGAAUGGCACUUUCACCGGUGGCGGCAGUGCCACUGCGAGACCAGGUCAUCAAAACCCAAACACUUCUUUUCAGCCGCAUCCCGGGGGAAUUGUGGACCCCGGCUCCGCGACGACGGUGGCAGUGCGGUUCGGGGACGUAGCCGGUGCCGGGUAUUCUGCUUUUUCUGCCUCAAGUUCCUCGCCUCACACCGGAGGUCCUCCGCAGCACCUUGCUCCUCCCGGCGCCAUGUUCAAGAAUCAACGUGAUCUGCAGAUGAAACCUUCCCCCCUUUCACGCGUGCCCGUCUUGCAACCACCGCCAAGCAACCGACUCGCAGGUAGAGGGCAGAAUGCCGUGGGACGAUCGUCCUCGUCCUCCUCAUCCUCGGCGGGUGAGGCUUCUGGGGUGAACGGAACCGCCUCGCAAAAGGGCGCGGAGGAGUCAUCUCGUCAAUCCUCUUCUUCCCGGUCAGGAAACGAGGAAUCAAGAGGGACAGGUGCUUGUUUGAAGAGCGGUGCAGCAGCAACGAGCACGGUUGGGCGUGCGGGCCGGGGUUCAGGGAGCUUCGGGCGGUUUGUGGAGCAGCGCCAGCAGAAGCAGCAGUUUCUGCCCGAGCCACCCCCACCCAUGAUAGUGCCUCCAGGACAAAGUGGAGCCACGGCACUUGAAACGCCCGUAAUUGAACCGGUCAAAACGAAUAACCCGUUUCUGGAGGAUGUCACAGUUGAGGCAUUUUCGAGCGACGAAUUAGGUGUUGAUCGGGGUCGGGGAGUGACGAAAAAUUCCAGCACCUACAACAUGGACAGGACGAUCCACUGCGAGCAGGAGAUUGAAGAAGGAACCACUGGUGCCAGUGGAGAAAAACGCCAGCGAACGACAGUCACAAGACCGAUUGCCCCAGCUAGUAGUGCUGUUGCCGCCCAGGAUCUUCCCGGGUCUGUGUCGAUGUAUGGCGUGCCUGGGAGGGGGCCGUGCGGUCCGUCGUCGCAGGCCUAGUAGAAGAGGAUUCUGUCGUGGUGUGCUGUAUCACUCGUGUGAUUUUAUGGAUAUGAUUGUGCUGGUGGCCCCUGCAGCAGUCGCCGCUCCGCUGUAUCAAAUAUUAUUCGAGGAUGAAGUAGAACAACAAAAGCGCAUAUGUUGUUCUUGAUCUUGUUUUUUCGUUUUCAUUUUGAUGUAAAGGUAAAGCGCUAGUAACGCUAAGGUGUGCGUGUCAAACUGAAGUAGUGUCUAGCUCUAGUGGUUUUCGAAUAAUCAUUAUUCCGCCAUUGAUUAAGAAACACAGAGAGCACACGGAGAAU
Molecule: messenger RNA, 2538 nt
Organism: Amoebophrya sp. A120
Lineage: Eukaryota; Dinophyceae; Syndiniales; Amoebophryaceae
Source: the annotation of a GenBank genome assembly